GUAUUCCGUUAGAAAUGCUGAGCCGCCCCAGCCGUCCAUCUGGCAUCUGCUGUCACGUCCUUAGCCUGACAGAGAGAGGCACGUCCCGCUGCUUACAUCGAUCACCCAAACCCACCCACUGUCUGUCUGUGUCUUCUCCUUUUCUCUCUUGCCUGUCUGAGCGGCCACAAUGUUCGAGUCCCUCAAGAAGAAUAUCCAGUCGGUGCAGGAUGGCAUCACGGCGGGGCUACAGAGGCUGUCUGUUGGGGAGCAGAAGCCAACCCAAGUCAGUCCCUCAGAGUCCCAAGUGAAUCUGGCUGCUGGAUCGGACUUACUUCAGAUGUAUCAGACACAGUGGGCAACCAUGCAUCACUUGGCUGAACAAAACUCUGCAGCUGCUCAGGAUCUGGAUGUGGCCAUCACCCAGCUGGCUGAUGAGUGUGAGUGUCAGCACAGCCAAAUGGCUGAGAUCCAUUCCCUCUUGGCUCACCUACCUAACAUCAUGGCUCAGCUUCACUCCAUGUUGGCCACCAUUGGCUCCAUGCGAGGACUCUUUGAGGAGGUGGAGGGUGGCCUCCUCACCCUUCAGGACCUGGAUGAAGAGCUCACCCUCCAGGAGCAGAUCCUUGACCUGCGCCUUAGCUUAGCUCUGGCACGGGAAAAACACACACACAGCCUCAACUCUCUCAAUAAUGAACUGAAGGCCAAUCAUCAGACUAAAAUGAUUGUGUUGGAGCACAAGAAGGAGAAUGAAAGGAAAGAGAGGGAAAAGGUGUUCUCAGAAAAGUUUAGUGAAGAUAUAAAAAACUACAAAGAGCAAGGCCACAUAAAAAAAAGGAUACCCAGUGCUGAGGAAGAGGCUGGUUUAAAGCUGGAAGAGGUAGAUCUUGAGCAGGACUCCAGUGAACUGGAUGACUUCCUCAAUGAACCAGCCUGAGGUUUCCUUCAUCACCAGCAAAGCAUUGCCGGUCACCGUGGGUCACUGCUUGGCCACCGAGGAUACUGUGUCAGGACAGAGGCUACCCAAGACACUCUAAGAUUAAGGAAGUAUGCUUUAUUUGUACAAUUUAUUUUGAUUACUUGUGCUACCAAUGUCUCACAAAGGAAAGGAUUGAGGUGCUGAAAUGACCCAUAAGAGGCACUUCAGGAUUUUAAUAAGGGAUGCAGCAAUCAGUCAGUCAUUGGCACUUCUUGGACUGCACAUGUAACUGUUGGGAAUAUACUUGCCCUUGGCUAUAAAUGUAAUCUGAGACUAUUUGAAAGUAAUGAGAAAUUGGUGUGAAAGACAUUGUAAAUGAAACAUAUAUGAGAAUGAAGUUACUAGGAUGGACUCCUGGCCCAGCAAACACUAGCAAUGGACCCACAAAUGUCCGUCGCAGAAAUUGUGAAGUGUGUCACUAUUGCUUGCUGGGUCACCUCAUGGCAUUCCUCUUUCCUCAGCUCAGUUCUUGGUGUUGCAGGUUGUUUACUUUCACUUCCAUUGUACAUGGGUUGGCCCCCAUGCUUUUUUUCCCCCAUAUAUUUUUUUUUUUUUUUAUUCAUUAUUUUAUUAUAUAUUUAUUUGUUUAUUUAUUUUUCAAAGGAAUGAUCAACAGGCACAAGUGUUAUUAUUAAUAUUUGAGUCUCAUUAGAAAUUGUUUCUUGGAGUGUGAAUCAAUUAGACUCAUUCUUCAUGGACAAUUUUCCUAUUGAGUUUCAAGCUUGACUUCCACGAAGUCUUGCUUUGCUACUGUGUUCUUUUCCUUUCGAAGUAUACUGAUGUUCUACUGAAGUGAGUUGAUGUUAGAAGUCUUCUGGCCAGUAGUGUGGACUUCCUGCACAUAAAAGAUAUCUGCUGAGAUCAUUUUUCCUCCUCAGUCCAUAAGUGUUGGCUGUGAGGCAAGGCUAGGUGGAAGUAAUGGUGUUUGGUGUGUCAAGUGUAAUUGUCAUCAGGCUUUUAUAUGGUGAUGUGCUUCUUGUACGCAAUCUUUAGUGGUAAAUGUGGCAGUGAUGGGAUGUGGUGAAUGCUCUGCUGCUCCUGUAUUGUGAGGCAAGCAGCCACCAAUGUUUGACUACUACUAUGUGCUACAUGUCUCAGACAUCUUACCUUCAAGUGUUUGUUUUUUCUUUUCUUUUUCUCUUUUUUCAACAUUAUGAACUUGGAUUUUACUCUCUCUCUCUCUCUCUCUCUCUCUCUCUCUCUCUCUCUCUCUCUCUCUCUCUCUCUCUCUCUCUCUCUCUCUCUCUCUCUCUCUCUAUUGUGCCUUCCACUGUCGUGUUUUAUUGCUAUUGAGCAUACUUACAAAGCUGCACAUAUGUUUAUAUUGUGCACAAAAUUAUUGGGAUCAUGCGCCUGUCAUUCAGAAACUCCUGGCUUAUGACAUCACGUGAUAGGUGAGCUUCUCAAUAUAAUUUUUAUUGAGAAAUAGUUCUUGUAUUUCCCCAAUCUGCCCAUUCACCUUAGCUCCUAAUCGUCCACAAUGAGGUACUGAUAUAUAAAAUGCUAUAAAUUGUAAGUUGUUAUUAUGAUUCUUGAUUAGGUUUUUUUUAUAUUGUAUUAUUUUGUCAUUUUUACACUAUUGUAUGGUAUAAAAAGUGGGCAAAAAGUUAAAAAAUGACAGCUUGGAGGUCCUAGUGUCACUUUGAAUUACUACCGUAGGUUCAUCAGUUCAGCUACCACACAGUGAUAGAAGCACCAGUCAGGUGCGAUAGUGGAGGGUUGAGUGUAUACUCGGAUACUGAAUGGGAAAAGAAAGGAGGAAAAUAACAUGGCAUGAUAUGAGUUGGGUUCAUAAUGUAUUGACAAAAUGAUCCAACAUUUACAUGACACCUGAUAACCAGGUAUCUCUUCAAAUGCAUCCCUUCCAUUCAUGAAAUAACCCUCAAUCAUCAUACACUCAUUCAUUCAUUCAUCAUUCAUUACAUAAUCUGAUUCUUUUGUGAUGAAUUCAUGUGUCAAAUUGUAAGCCAUGUGGAGUGCAUGAAUUGCAUUCCAGUGCUUAAUCUGAAUGACCAUAUUUGACAGUCUAUAAAAUGCACCUCAGUUUGGUUAGACAUUGAAGAAAAAAUUAUAGAUAAAUGUUUGUUUCCUUCUGUACCUCUCACAUACUUUGUUGUCAUCAAGAUCAUUUUAGUUGAUAUUGAAAUCUUGUACAAUAGAUAUGAGUACACCUUUUUGUUAUGCUUCCAGUAUUACUAGAUGUAUAGGUUGUAUUGUAUUACAAUAAAGGAAGCUCACUUGAGAGCAAAAUCUUAUUUUUAUAGUACAGUAAGAUUAGGAACAUUCCUGAAAACAUUCAGAUUUUUUUUUCAUCAUUGUCUUCAAGUCAAGAGUUUAGGAAUAUAAAAGUUGACAGGGAAGUUUUUCUAAUGUAACCACUGGUUUUCGAAGAUGGAUCUGUGGCUGUACAGUUCUUGGUGUUAUGUAUGACGGUUGUCGUUUUAAUGCAUCUCAUUAUCAUGUUGAAUGGUCCAUUCAUCAUUGCUUAAAAAGGCAGCAGCAGACAGAGUGCAUUCCAUCACUGAUUGUAAAUAUAUGAGAAAGAGUUUUCUCAAAACACUGCUUAUUAAAACUUAUUGCACAGAAGCCUGAACAAAGGUUUUGAAAGCUUUAAGGAGACUAAAAAGAAAAUAUAAAUACAUUGUUAUGAAAAUUUUAAGUAAUUUGAUGGGAUAUUUGUGUUAACUUCUCUGUCUUCUGACUUCAUUAUGCUUGUAAUUAAAGAUCUUCCAAAUUA
Portunus trituberculatus (swimming crab) is the source of this 3695-nucleotide messenger RNA. It is a transcript of the gene Dysb, whose product is annotated as dysbindin protein homolog. The transcript has 6 exons. Gene Ontology annotation, biological process: negative regulation of protein kinase activity. Bases 170 to 916 code for a protein of 248 amino acids. The record is from RefSeq and is a predicted model, not a curated record. Gene Ontology annotation, cellular component: cytoplasm. Lineage: Eukaryota; Metazoa; Arthropoda; Malacostraca; Decapoda; Portunidae.